CUCCCUUCGCAGAGAGAGCUUGCACAUCCCCCUUCUCUUUAGAACGCACACAACUAACUUUGGGCACAACCGUUGGCCAGUAGAUAAUACAGGAUAGUCUACCCGUCGCACAGUGACAGAACUAAGACGAAAGGUUGAAGGAGGCCAUUUGAAAUCGGACCUUCAACAUCAUUCUCACUCUUGUUCGACUGCAGAGGACUGGGUACAAUUGUUAUCAACAAAUUCAAUUUUCAAUAUUUGUUCUUGGGGGACUUUUAUACAAAAUGAACCAAAAGAAUCUGAUGCUCUUUCAAUGUGUGCUCCUGCUGUGCCUGGGCAGCUGUCUAAGCCAAAGGGACUGUACAAGCGUGGAUUGUCCAGUGUUGGACUACUGCAUUGAGGAGGUUUUGGAGAAGGGCGCUUGCUGUGCCACCUGUGUUAAAAUAGGAUGCUCAUGUGAAGGUUACCAGUACUAUGACUGCAUCCAUGCAGGAUUCCGGAAUGGUAAAGUUCCAGAGGGAGAAUCUUACUUUGUGGAUUUCGGAAGCACAGAAUGUUCUUGUCCACAGGGAGGCGGGAGGAUCGGGUGCCAUUUCAUCCCAUGUCCCGAGAUCCCUCCCAACUGCAUCGCUGUCGCUGAACCCGCGGAUGGGUGUCCGCAGUGUGAGCGCAUUGGCUGUAUCCAUAUUAACCAGAAAUACGAGGCAGGUCACUCCUUCCAGAUGGACCCUUGUCAGGUGUGUCACUGUCCUAAUGAUGGCGGGAGCCUGAUGUGUUCCCCUAUCCCUGACUGUGACUCUGGUAAUGUUAAGAAGCCCAUGAUAGCAACAACCACACAGAACAACGACCCUCAGAGAGACCUCAGCAAACUGCAUGAUAACAAACAGACAAGCCCGCUAGACCCAUUCGCCACCGCUAGCACCUUACCUCUUUACAAAGAGGAGCCAUCUGUCCUGGAUGAAGAUGAGGAUUAUGACUACACACUGCCUGACCCCACAUCUACCACUCCACAAGACCUGGUCCAGCCAACAGAAUCUACCACGGUGUCACCAUCCUAUGCUGAGACAAGCUCUUCUCCUUAUGAGAUUUUUUAUGAUCUGAGGCAGGAGCUGAGAGAGAGACUAGGAACAUACGAUCAGGAGCGAACAGAGGAGGCGGUCAUUACUGAGGAUCCACAUCACAUAGAUCAGACCACCUCAAGUGAGUCAACAACAUCAACAACUACACCGGAAGUGACCUCAGAGAGCCAAAGGCGUCAACAGGAGGUUGUUGACCGGGACAACAGGCAUCACAGAGACAGUGACAGAAUGAUGAAGAGUGACAGUUCGGAGGACGUCACACCAACUGUCCGUAGUGACAAGGGAGUGAGACACACUGGCCUCCACGAACAGAGAGACAGCCACAGCAGUCACCACCAUGAUGGCAGUCUUUUAUCCCAAAGUCAUGGAAGGCACCUUGAGGAGCAGCGUGAGGAGCCCAGAACACCCCAGAGUAAACCUGACCAGGAUUCUUCAUUCCCCACAGAGAAGUUCAGCCCGACCAGCAGAGCUCCUGUCACGAGGGAGGAGGGAGACCAGCUGGCCAGGAGACAGCCCCACACCGUCUUCAACUACCAGGGCCCAAACGAACAGCCUGGAAACACUGAGGUUUCUUCCAAGGAGUUGGUGGAGACCUGCUGUGAGACAGGGGAGAAGUGGGCCUCAGCCCAUGGCCACUGCAGCAACAUGGAGCUCCCCAGAGAGGACAGACACUCCAUCUGUCGGACGGCUCAGAGACAGUGCUGUCUGGGCUCUCUGAAGGAGAGUCGCUGUUUCUCUGGUAUGAAUGCAGCCAGAGAGGGAGUUGUGUGUGAGGUGGACAACAAUGACCAGUGUGGAGUCGACUCCUUCAAGGAGUGUUGUAGCUGCUGCUCUCUGGGGCUGAGGUUCCGUAGGGAGGGCCACCGCUGUGAGGCCCACCAGUACCUGGGCUACCCCUGCAGCCAUGUCUUCCUCACCUGCUGUGAGGGAGAGGAGGAGGUGGCGAGAGAGGAGGGGGAGGGAGAUGGCUUGCACACCCUCAGAGAGAGGCCUGUGCUUGACCCAACCGCAGUGCCAAAGAGAGUGUCAGACAGUCCGUUCCCUAAAGAGGCCUUCUCCAUCGGGGAGGAGGAGGAGCAGGAGAGGGAGAACACGGUGGAGGGCCCUCCUGAGAUGGAGGAUGUAGAUGAGUGCCAGGUUUACCAGGGAACACUAUGCCACCACAGGUGUAUCAACACCCCUGGCUCCUUCAGGUGUGCCUGCUACCCUGGCUAUGUACUGCAGAAGGACGCGGUCAGCUGUGUGCCAGAGACGGUAGAUGAAGAGAACAAGUUGAGAGAGGAUGACAGGCCAGAGGUUGAGGCUACCUCCACCGCACCCUCCAACACUCCAACCUCUGUUAACCCCUGUGAGGGAAAUGGCCUCUGUAUGCAACAGUGCUCCUCAGUGGCUGGUAGACCUGGCUGCUCAUGUUUCCCUGGGUUCUCUCUGAUGGCUGACGGACAAUCCUGUGAAGAUAUCAAUGAGUGUUUGAUGUCCACUCAUACCUGUCAGAUGAAUGAGAGAUGUGUGAACACGGCUGGUAGUUUUGUGUGUCAGAUCACCUGUUCUCUGGGUUACCAGAUCAACAACGACGUCUGUGAAGAUGUUGAUGAGUGUUUUCAGGGGACUCAUAACUGUGGGCCAGGCUUUGAGUGUUUGAACAGUGAGGGCUCGUUCAGGUGUAGUGCCAAACCUCGCUGCUCCAUGGGCUUCACACAGGACACACAUGGAAACUGCAUUGACAUAGAUGAAUGUGGUGUCGUGGGCCAGCCCUGCAGUCCAGGCUUUAACUGUAUCAACACUGUGGGAUCCUACAGCUGCCAGAGGAAGAUCAUAAUGUGUAGCCGGGGUUACCAUGCCAGUCCAGACGGAGCCAGAUGCAUAGAUGUGGAUGAGUGUCAGAGCGCUCUUCACCGCUGUGGGGAGGGACAGAUCUGCCACAACCUGCCCGGCUCCUACCGCUGUGACUGCCAGACGGGCUACCAGUACGACAUGUUCAGGAAGACUUGUGUGGAUGUGAAUGAGUGUUGGCGCUACCCUGGCCGCCUUUGUGCCCAGACCUGUGAGAACACCCCGGGAUCCUAUCAGUGUUCCUGCACCGCUGGGUUCAGCUUAUCCAGGGAUGGCAAGAACUGUGAAGAUGUGAAUGAGUGUCUAACCAACCCCUGCAGUCAGGAGUGUGCCAACAUCUAUGGCUCCUACCAGUGUUACUGCAGACAGGGCUCCUACCUAAGGGAGGAUGGACACACCUGUGAAGACAUUGAUGAGUGUGCCCAGAGCAUUGGCCACCUGUGUUCCUUUAAGUGUGUCAACAUCCCAGGGAGCUACCAGUGUGCCUGUCCCGAGUACGGUUACACCAUGUCUCCCAACGGACGCUCCUGCAGUGACAUAGACGAGUGUACCAUCGGGGCCCAUAACUGUUCCUUGGCUGAGACCUGCUACAACAUCCAGGGAGGCUUUCGCUGUCUGUCCUUCAAUUGUCCACAGAACUACCGCAAAUCCUCUGACAUGCGCUGUGAACGACAGAGCUGCCCCAACUUGCUGGACUGUCAGAACUCUCCUCUCAGGAUCACCUACUACCACUUGAGCUUCCAGACCAACAUCGUCAUCCCUGCCCAGAUCUUCCGCAUCGGCCCCUCCCCCGCCUACUCCGGGGACAACGUCAUCAUCAGCAUCACCCAGGGCAACUUGGAGAACUACUUUAGCACGCGGAAGCUGAACGCCUACACUGGCGCGGUGUACAUGCACAGGCAGGUGCGUGAGCCACGGGACUUCCUGAUUGACGUGGAGAUGAAGCUUUGGAGACAGGGGACCUUCACUACGUUUCUGGCCCGGAUCUAUGUCUUCAUCACGACCAACUCACUCUAACAGACUGGCCCCCAGCCUCACCCUACUUCCACCCUUGUCCCACCCCUCAAUGGACAGCCCAUCCCCUUCUACCCCCCUAGCCCUACCCCUCAAUGGACAGCCCAUCCCCUUCUAUCCCCCUAGCUCUACCCCUCAAUGGACAGCCAAUCCCCUUCUAUCCCCCUAGCUCUAUCCCUCAAUGGACAGCCAAUCCCCUUCUAUCCCCCUAGAUCUAUCCCUCAAUGGACAGCCCAUCCCCUUCUAUCCCCCUAGCUCUAUCCCUCAAUGGACAGCCCAUCCCCUUCUACCCCCCUAGCCCUACCCCUCAAUGGACAGCCCAUCCCCUUCUAUCCCCCUAGCCCUAUCCCUCAAUGGACAGCCCAUCCCCUUCUAUCCCCCUAGCGCUACCCCUCAAUGGACAGCCCAUCCCCUUUCAUCCCCCUAGCCCUACACCUCAAUGGACAGCCCAUCCCCUUCUAUCCCCCUAGCGCUACCCCUCAAUGGACAGCCCAUCCCCUUCUAUCCCCCUAGCCCUAUCCCUCAAUGGACAGCCCAUCCCCUUCUAUCCCCCUAGCGCUACCCCUCAAUGGACAGCCCAUCCCCUUUCAUCCCCCUAGCCCUACACCUCAAUGGACAGCCCAUCCCCUUCUAUCCCCCUAGCGCUACCCCUCAAUGGACAGCCCAUCCCCUUCUAUCCCCCUAGCCCUAUCCCUCAAUGGACAGCCCAUCCCCUUCUAUCCCCCUAGCCCUACCCCUCAAUGGACAGCCCGUCCCCUUCUAUCCCCCUAGCCCUACACCUCAAUGGACAGCCCCUCCCCUUCUAUCCCCUUAGCCCUACCCCUCAAUGGACAGCCAUCCCCUUCUAUCCCCUUAGCCCUACACCUCAAUGGACAGCCCAUCCCCUUCUAUCCCCUUAGCCCUACCCCUCAAUGGACAGCCAUCCCCUUCUACCCCCCUAGCCCUACCCCUCAAUGGACAGCUCAUCCCCUUCUAUCCCCCUAGCUCUACCCCUCAAUGGACAGCCCCUCCCCUUCUAUCCCCUUAGCCCUACCCCUCAAUGGACAGCCAUCCCCUUCUAUCCCCUUAGCCCUACACCUCAAUGGACAGCCCAUCCCCUUCUAUCCCCUUAGCCCUACCCCUCAAUGGACAGCCAUCCCCUUCUAUCCCCUUAGCUCUAUCCCUCAAUGGACAGCCCAUCCCCUUCUAUCCCCUUAGCCCUACCCCUCAAUGGACAGCCAUCCCCUUCUAUCCCCUUAGCUCUAUCCCUCAAUGGACAGCCCAUCCCCUUCUAUCCCCCUAGCCCUAUCCCUCAAUGGACAGCCCAUCCCCUUCUAUCCCCUUAGCUCUAUCCCUCAAUGGACAGCCCAUCCCCUUCUAUCCCCCUAGCUCUACCCCUCAAUGGACAGCCCAUCCCCUUCUAUCCCCCUAGCCCUAUCCCUCAAUGGACAGCCCAUCCCCUUCUAUCCCCCUAGCCCUACCCCUCAAUGGACAGCCCAUCCCCUUCUAUCCCCCUAGCCCUACCCCUCAAUGGACAGCCCAUCCCCUUCUAUCCCCCUAGCCCUACCCCUCAAUGGACAGCCCAUCCCCUUUCAUCCCCCUAGCCCUACCCCUCAAUGGACAGCCCAUCCCCUUCUAUCCCCCUAGCCCUAUCCCUCAAUGGACAGCCCAUCCCCUUCUAUCCCCCUAGCACUACCCCUCAAUGGAUAGCCCAUCCCCUUUCAUCCCCCUAGCCCUACACCUCAAUGGACAGCCCAUCCCCUUCUAUCCCCCUAGCGCUACCCCUCAAUGGACAGCCCAUCCCCUUCUAUCCCCCUAGCCCUAUCCCUCAAUGGACAGCCCAUCCCCUUCUAUCCCCCUAGCGCUACCCCUCAAUGGACAGCCCAUCCCCUUUCAUCCCCCUAGCCCUACACCUCAAUGGACAGCCCAUCCCCUUCUAUCCCCCUAGCGCUACCCCUCAAUGGACAGCCCAUCCCCUUCUAUCCCCCUAGCCCUAUCCCUCAAUGGACAGCCCAUCCCCUUCUAUCCCCCUAGCCCUACCCCUCAAUGGACAGCCCGUCCCCUUCUAUCCCCCUAGCCCUACACCUCAAUGGACAGCCCAUCCCCUUCUAUCCCCCUAGCCCUAUCCCUCAAUGGACAGCCCAUCCCCUUCUAUCCCCCUAGCCCUACCCCUCAAUGGACAGCCCAUCCCCUUUCAUCCCCCUAGCCCUACCCCUCAAUGGACAGCCCAUCCCCUUCUAUCCCCCUAGCCCUACACCUCAAUGGACAGCCCAUCCCCUUCUAUCCCCCUAGCCCUACCCCUCAAUGGACAGCCCAUCCCCUUCUAUCCCCCUAGCCCUACCCCUCAAUGGACAGCCCAUCCCCUCCUAUCCCCCUAGCCCUACCCCUCAAUAGACAGCCCAUCCCCUUCUAUCCCCCUAGCCCUACCCCUCAAUGGACAGCCCAUCCCCUUCUAUCCGCCUAGCCCCACCCCUCAAUGGACAGCCCAUCCCCUUCUAUCCCCCUAGCCCUACACCUCAAUGGACAGCCCAUCCCCUUCUAUCCCCCUAGCCCUACCCCUCAAUGGACAGCUAGUCUUCAGCACAGCCCUGCAUUUGUUUCCUACCAUACUGACCGUCUAGUAGACAAGAUGCCCAGUUUUAUACCACACUGAUGAUAUCAAAAAGUAGUUUUGCACUAUUAACAAAAAAUGAUUUAACUUAAAAAGUUAAGUUACCUGGCUACCUUAAAAUCGGUUACGUCAACUAGUAGUUCAAAAUUUGUUGACAAAACAUAAUAUGAGUGACAUUAGUUUAUCAAGUUGAUUCAACUUGAAAUCUUAAGUCAGUGGGCUAGAUCUAACACUAGUUUUUCCAGUGUAGUGAAAGGCUCUCUAACCCCAGUUAACCCAAUUCAGCUUAUCAACCAGCUAAUUAUUAGAAUCAGGUGUGCUUCGGGUUGGAACGAAAACAUACAGGAUGGUAGCUCUCCAGGAACAGGGUUGGAGAUCCCGGGCAUUAGCUUGUGGUUGUCUUUAACCCACUAAGACAGGUUGUGUCAGGGCCUCAAUCCAAAUUCUCUCUUUUCUAUCUCCCUUAAGCUGCUGUUCCUUUCUAUCCUCUUGAAGAACGUUGUACCACUAUGCUAAUUUAAUAUCACAGUAUAUUAUGACAUGUAUUUGUACUUACUGUAUGUAUUAUUCAGACACAUUGACUGGAUGUAUCAUAUUUUGUUCCGCUAUUUUCAUAAGCUGCAAAUAAUUUUUAGUAAAAAUGAAAAAUACACAAACUGUUUGAUGUUCCGUGUCUAUCAUAUGACCUAUAACAGUAGCUAUACCGGAUGAACAGAUUCAAAUGAAAUACAAGGCAUGUUUUGUUUUUUACACAUAAAGUCCAACUUAAGAAAAGUA
Molecule: messenger RNA, 7272 nt
Organism: Oncorhynchus kisutch (coho salmon)
Lineage: Eukaryota; Metazoa; Chordata; Actinopteri; Salmoniformes; Salmonidae
Product: fibulin-2
Exons: 16
Coding region: 264-3908 (1214 amino acids)
Cellular component (GO): extracellular region
Molecular function (GO): calcium ion binding
Source: RefSeq, a predicted model, not a curated record